Alnus glutinosa is the source of this 645-nucleotide messenger RNA. RefSeq lists its product as uncharacterized. The transcript has 2 exons. Bases 1 to 645 code for a protein of 214 amino acids. Lineage: Eukaryota; Viridiplantae; Streptophyta; Magnoliopsida; Fagales; Betulaceae. The record is from RefSeq and is a predicted model, not a curated record.
AUGCGUCGUGACCUUUUUAUGCGCAUUCAUGAUGCAAUAAUAUCUCAUGACAGAUAUUUUGUCCAACGAAGAAAUGCUGCUAAAAAGCUCGGACAUUCAUCUCUACAGAAGAUGACUAUUGCAAUUAGGAUGCUCGCUUAUGGAGUAACAACAGAUUUUAUGAAUGAAUACUUACGGAUUGGAGAAAGGACCGCAAUGGAUAGCUUUAUAUGGUUUGUUAAAGCGGUAGUUUCAAUUUUUUCUGCCGAGUACUUAAGGUCGCCAAACCCAGAAGACAUUGCUAGAUUGCUAGCAAUUGGCGAAAGCCGUGGAUUUCCCGGAAUGCUGGGAAGCAUCAAUUGCAUGCAUUGGAAGUGGAAGAAUUGUCCAAAUGCUUGGAGAGGGUCUCAUAAUGAUAUCAAUGUAUUAGAACGGUCUAACGUAUUUGCCAAUCUAGCUGAAGGGCGUGCUCCUCCAGUCAACUACUCAGUCAAUGGUCAUGAUUAUACAAUAAGAUACUAUCUUGCCGAUGGUAUAUAUCCUUCGUGGGCAACAUUCGUAAAGACAAUUCAUGCUCCACAAGGAAAUAAGAGAAAAAAUUUUGCUGCAGCUCAAGAGUCAGCAAGAAAGGAUGUGGAGCGAGCAUUUGGAGUGCUUCAAGCAUAA